Magnolia sinica is the source of this 1913-nucleotide messenger RNA. Its product is annotated as ABC transporter I family member 11, chloroplastic. The coding region runs from base 992 to 1747 and encodes 251 amino acids. Gene Ontology annotation, molecular function: ATP hydrolysis activity; ATPase-coupled transmembrane transporter activity; ATP binding. The transcript has 10 exons. Lineage: Eukaryota; Viridiplantae; Streptophyta; Magnoliopsida; Magnoliales; Magnoliaceae. The record is from RefSeq and is a predicted model, not a curated record. Gene Ontology annotation, cellular component: chloroplast envelope; membrane. Gene Ontology annotation, biological process: transmembrane transport.
UCCCAUCCAACUUGCUAAUUAGUCACAAAGACCUGGAUGAAUGGAAAACUAUAAUAUCAGCAUGAUCCAAAACUUUUGUGGCCCCCAAGUUUUUGAUGAUGGGCGUUCAAUCACCACUCUUUUCUGUGGUGUGGUCCACCUGAUAUUUUGAUCUGUCUCAUUUUUGGGCUCAUGAUCUAAAAUGAGCUUGAAAAAUGGAUGGACGGUGUAGAUAAGACACAUUCAUCAUGGUGGAACCUACAGAGCAUCGUCCAGUAGCGAGUCGCUACUGGCAGUGUCCGUGGGCUAUCCACAACGCCGUUUGGCUAAUUAGCCAAACACCAACCAGGCAGCCUGCGGGAUCCAUCGUGAUAUAUCUGUUUUAUCCACGCCGUCCAUAUAUUUUCACAGCUCAUUUUAUUGCAUGAGCCCAAAAAUGAGGCAGAUCAAAAUCUCAGGUGGAUAACACCACACGAAAACAGUGUUGACUGAAUGUCCACCAUUAAAAACUUCCUAGGGCCCACUGUAAUGUUUAUUUUCCAUCCAACCUGUUGAUAAGGUCACAAAAACCUAGAUGAUGGGAAAACACAGAUAUUAGCUUGAUCCAAAACAUCUGUGGCCACCAAAAAGUUUUCAAUGGUAAUCAUUGAAACCCCACUGUUUCUUGCGAUGUGGUCCACCUGAGAUUGUAUCUUCUUAAUUUUUGGACGUAUGCCCUAAAAUGAGCUGAAAAAAAUGGAUGGACGGCGUGGAUAAAACAGAUACUUCAUGGUGGGGCCUACAGAGCUUUGACAUCAGCUAGCUGGCUGAUGUUGGGUCACUAGCCAAAGCGCGUCCAAAAUGAGCUGCCUGCCGAAACGGAUGGACCCACAGAGCAUGUGUCAUUGGAAAUUCACAUCUAGCCCACCGCACCCUAUAAGAAAACGACGUGAUCUGGCGCAACGGAUGGACGGAUUGGAUGCCGCACAGACAUCACGGUGGGCCCACAGAGCUUUUCGUUAGGACUUAACAAAUGCUCCCCCAGUUGCCGUGCACUAACAGCAUACACAGAGAGAUGGCUGCUCUUCCCUCUGUAUCGUCUCAAUUCGUAUCGAGAUUCUUUCAACCCCAACUUAAAAUCUCUCUAAAUUCGAAUUCCAGGGUUUCUACAAAGCCACUGGUUCUGAGAAUCUCGUCCGACUACACCUCUUUUGAAGUGAGGGAUGUCAGUUAUCGAUCGCCUGGGACCCAGCACAACCUUUUGAAUGAAGUUAAUUUUUCCCUUCCCGAGAAAAGCUUUGGGUUGAUCUUUGGACGCAGUGGAAGUGGUAAAACUACCCUCUUGCAGCUUCUUGCUGGGCUGUCCAAACCAACAUCUGGAUCAGUCUAUAUUCAGAGUUACGGGAAUGAUGGUCGCCCAACUCAACCUCCUGAAAUAUUAUCAGCAGAAAGGGUUGGCAUUGUUUUUCAGUUUCCCGAGAGGUACUUCUUGGCUGAUACUGUGCUUGAGGAAGUUACGUUUGGGUGGCCAAGGCAGACUGCGGGACCUCUAUUGAAAGAGCAGCUUGCUUUGGGGCUUCAAUCAGCCAUUCAUUCGGUUGGGUUGCAUGGGAUCUCCUUGGAUCAAGACCCACAUUCUCUAAGUGGUGGCUUCAAGCGGCGUCUUGCCCUGGCCAUUCAAUUAGUUCAAAAGCCAGACCUGUUGCUAUUAGAUGAGCCUCUUGCUGGCCUUGGGAAUUGUCGUCUCUGGUGGAUCGGUCAUGGAGGAUGGAAAUGGGGGGUGUUCUAAAGGAAGAGCCUCUACCAGUUUAACACCGAGUCGCUAAGUGCGAGAGCGGAUGGAUUGGAAUGGCUGUUGCGGCGACGGACGCCAUCUUUUCCAAUGACUCUUUGAGGAAUUACUAUAGUGUCGUAGUCAGGGAGCUGCUUGUUUCCGCCGUCAUCGCCUCCACCGU